Molecule: messenger RNA, 567 nt
Organism: Balearica regulorum gibbericeps (East African grey crowned-crane)
Lineage: Eukaryota; Metazoa; Chordata; Aves; Gruiformes; Gruidae
Source: RefSeq, a predicted model, not a curated record
AUGGAACAGAUCAAUGGAUCUGUCCGGAUGGAGCGUGCACUGCUGUACACAUUCCUGGAGGUAUCCUCUGACUGCAAGUUCAGAGAGCAACUGCAGUCCCUCCAAAGCCAGGGGGGUGUGUUUUUCCCCCGCUACUGUUAUGAUGAUGAGGUGGAACUUCAGACUGAUGGCAAUCGGAGCGGCCACUUGCAGAAUGGUGAGCUAGUGUUUGACCCUGAGGUAAAUGAAGAAGUUGUCCGGAUCAUUGCUGCUCAGCUCGCUGAAAUUGGAGACCAGUUUGAUAAAGAAAUCAAAGCAAGAGUAGUAAAUGAUCUAGUGCAGCACUUUCUGAAUGAGAAUCUGUCUGGAGAGGAGAUAACCCGGCGCAUGUCAGAGGCAGUGGAAGGGCUUGCACGAGCCAUCCCCUCAGACAUGGAGCAGGAGAAGGCUAUGUUGGUGCUGGCAAUGGUCUUAACUAAAAAAAUUGCGAAUACAAUGCCCUCCCUUCUACAGCGUGUCUUCAGCACUACCGUGAACUACAUCAGCCAGCAGCUCCACAACUACAUUGUCAGAAUGCUGCGUGAGUGA